Messenger RNA from Penicillium bovifimosum, 237 nucleotides. RefSeq lists its product as uncharacterized. The transcript is spliced from 3 exons. Bases 1 to 237 code for a protein of 78 amino acids. Lineage: Eukaryota; Fungi; Ascomycota; Eurotiomycetes; Eurotiales; Aspergillaceae. The record is from RefSeq and is a predicted model, not a curated record.
AUGAAACUCCAAGGAAUCACCCUCUUCGCCUUGUUCCUUGCCAAAGCCUCAGCAGCAGGGAGCGGCCUUUUUGCCGCAAACGGAUUCGAGGUCGAGGUCUUCGUCUCCAACGGGGAAACCUUCAUCGGAGAGCCACUAACCCUCAGCAGCAAAGUUUGGUGGAGGAAAACGCUCUUGAGGGUCGAGCAACCAGCGCUUGUACCAGAUGUGUUGGUCACCAUGGAAGCUGUGUUGUAG